Molecule: messenger RNA, 1384 nt
Organism: Owenia fusiformis
Lineage: Eukaryota; Metazoa; Annelida; Polychaeta; Sabellida; Oweniidae
Source: the annotation of a GenBank genome assembly
UGGGCCUAUGUUGUAUACAAGUUGAAAGAAAGUAUAAGUGAAAAUGAACAGGGGCUUGAUGCAAGACUCUAAGACUAGCAUUCUCUAGCACAGACAGUAAGAUCUUGGGGAGGCUGAUAUUAAAGGCAGCAUCAGAUCUAGCAAGUGGCAUUCAGCAUCAUCUCCAUCAUGAUUUUGACAAAAAUUGUUUCAAUUUUAGAUUAUAAAAUAUCUAUCAUUUACUAGUUAAUGACAUGACCUUGAAGGUGAAGUGAAUUACACCUCUUUUGACAUUCUUCAAAUAGUUUACGAUGCAAAUAAUAUACAUUUACUAAAUAUCAAUAUCUAGGUCAAUAUCAAAUCACCAAGGCAUGGGGUAAGUUCCAAUUUACAAUUUAAGCACAGGACAAGUAUUACAUCUCAAAAGCACAGGACAAAUACCACAUCACAAAAGCAUAGGACAAGUACCACAUCACAAAACCACAGGACAAGUACCACAUCUCAAAAGCACAGGACAAGUACCACAUCUCAAAAGCACAGGACAAGUACCACAUCACAAAAGCACAGGACAAGUACCACAUCUCAAAAGCACAGGACAAGUACCAUAUCACAAAAGCACAGGACAGGUACCACAUCUCAAAAGCACAGGACAGGCACCACAUCACAAAAGCACAGGACAGGUACCACAUCACAAAAGCACAGGACAGGUACCACAUCACAAAAGCACAGGACAGGUACCACAUCUCAAAAGCACAUGACAAAGUACCACAUCUCAAAAGCACAGGACAAGUACCACAUCUCAAAAGCACAGGACAAGUACCACAUCACAAAAGCACAGGACAGGUACCACAUCUCAAAAGCACAGGACAAGUACCACAUCUCAAAAGCACAGGACAAGUACCACAUCUCAAAAGCACAGGACAAGUACCACAUCUCAAAAGCCCAGGACAAGUACCACAUCACAAAAGCACAGGACAGGUACCACAUCUCAAAAACACAGGACAAGUACCACAUCUCAAAAGCCCAGGACAAGUACCACAUCACAAAAGCACAGAACAGGUACCACAUCUCAAAAGCACAGGACAAGUACCACAUUUCAAAAGCACAGGACAAGUACCACAUCUCAAAAGCACAGGACAAGUACCACAUCACAAAAGCACAGGACAAGUACCACAUCUCAAAAGCACAGGACAAGUACCACAUCACAAAAGCACAGGACAGGUACCACAUCUCAAAAGCACAGGACAAGUACCACAUCUCAAAAGCACAGGACAAGUACCACAUCUCAAAAGCACAGGACAAGUACACAAAAGCACAGGACAAUUACCACAUCUCAAAAGCACAGAACAAGUACCAAAUCACAAAAUUACAGGGCAAAUACCAAAUCACCAAUACCAAAUCAUAA